Messenger RNA from Capsicum annuum, 1500 nucleotides. RefSeq names its product plant cysteine oxidase 4. The transcript has 7 exons. The record is from RefSeq and is a predicted model, not a curated record. NCBI's taxonomy places the organism in Eukaryota, Viridiplantae, Streptophyta, Magnoliopsida, Solanales, Solanaceae. Gene Ontology annotation, molecular function: oxidoreductase activity, acting on single donors with incorporation of molecular oxygen, incorporation of two atoms of oxygen. Bases 493 to 1212 code for a protein of 239 amino acids.
UUAUUUCCCAUAUGAUUUAAGAACAGAAACUUAGGGCAAUAAUUUCCAGGUAGUCAAAAACUUUAAAAAAACUCCAAAAUAAUACCCCCAAAAUUCGCAGAUAAAACAAUCUUCACUCCCACGAAUUCUUUCUCUUUCACUUUCUCCUCUUUCCAUCUCGCCGGGCGAUCUCUCUGAAUUUCUCUGUCGAAGGUGUUGUCCAGCCACACGCACCUCCAGUAUUCUUUUGUGUGCCUGCAACCUCUUGCCAACACAUGUAUUGGUAGGUGGCAAUGGUAAUAGAAAGCGGGAUCCAUUAAGCACCACGUGGAUAUAAGAUCAUCACUUUUAUUUGCAUUAUAAGUCCAGCUUGUGCCUGAUUUGUACUUGAAGGGUCUUCUGAGAAAUAGAGGACCCUUCAGACAGGAAUUUUUGGGUUAGCUUCAAGCUGUUAGCUACAAGACAAGUUCAUUUGCAUAGGUGGUUCGGGUAAAGGUGGUCGGUUUGAUAAACAUGCCAGCUGUACAAAAGCUUUAUAAUGCCUGUAAAGCAUCACUUUCUACUAAUGGACCCAUAUCAGAAGAUGCUCUUGAGAAAGUCCGUUCCCUCUUAGAAAAAAUCAAGCCGUCUGAUGUAGGUCUUGAGCAGGAGGCACAACUUGUCAGGAGUUGGAAAGGCACUAUGCCUGAGCGUAACGGGGGUUUACGACCAAUCCUGCCAAUCAAAUACCUGCACUUGCAUGAAUGUGAAAGCUUCACUAUGGGAAUAUUCUGCAUGCCACCUUCUUCAAUCAUUCCUUUACAUAACCAUCCUGGGAUGACAGUUUUAAGUAAGCUUAUAUAUGGUUCCUUACAUGUGAAAGCCUAUGAUUGGAUCGAUAGUCCAGGGCCUUCAGGUCCACCCGAAGGUGCAAGACCAGCUAAACUUUUUAAAGAUUGUGAGAUGACAGCUCCAUGUGGGACAACUACUCUGUAUCCGACCACUGGAGGCAAUAUUCAUUGCUUCAAAGCUGUAACCCCUUGUGCUAUUUUCGAUAUCCUUUCUCCACCCUACUCUUCUGAUGAUGGUCGUCACUGCACUUAUUUCCGAAGGUCUCCUCGAGUGGAUCUACCAGGUGAGCUCGAGGUGGAUGGUGAGAUGUUCACAGAGGUGACUUGGUUGGAAGAGUUUCAACCUCCAGAUGACUUUGUCAUCCAUCGAGGUCAAUACAAAGGUCGUACCAUCAAACCUUAGAGGAUGGUUCAUUUUUGGUUCUAUCGAUCUACUUUUGAAAUGCAGUGAUUAGUUGAUUUGGGCAUUAUUGAGGUGAAUUUGUUAUGUCUUAGACAAUGUGGGAAAUAAUGACUGGUGUUUUAUAUAGAAUAGGUCAUUUUCUGAUGUACAUAUCAAUAUUAAUUUAGAUCUCACCUUAAAUUAGUGCUUUUAAACUUGAUAGUCACUAUAUGAAUGAACACAUUAGGCAUCUGGUCAAAAGUUACAGGGAAGGCUGAUGAUGUUCUUAUAUCAGUGGUUUCGAGCAAA